Alternaria postmessia is the source of this 270-nucleotide messenger RNA. RefSeq lists its product as uncharacterized. NCBI's taxonomy places the organism in Eukaryota, Fungi, Ascomycota, Dothideomycetes, Pleosporales, Pleosporaceae. The record is from RefSeq and is a predicted model, not a curated record. The transcript has 2 exons. The coding region runs from base 1 to 270 and encodes 89 amino acids.
AUGAAGUCUACACUACUACUACCACUAUCAUACCAAUCUCAAACACAACCUAUCCUAUCAACAAAAAUGUCUUCACCCGCUACUCAAUUCGUCUACGUCCCCAACCUAGUUGGCGGCCAAAUGCUCAGGAUCCCCAUCGAGGACAUCGAAGCCGAGGGCCAGAUCUCCAUCUCACAACAACCCAUUGCCAGCCCAACGCUCUCGUCAAGAUACGUUCGUGAAUCAUCCCCUUCACCGAGCGUCGAGAGCGUCGACGACACCGACGAGUGA